ACAGGGAAAAUGUCCCUAACGAAAACGUUUGUAUCGUACGCGCAUGUCACCUAAAAAUGGAAGAUCCUGGCUUAACAGAAGGAUGACGUGUUAUUUCGGGUCCUUUUGACUUCCUGGUCGGUGAGCAAAGUGGAAAAGGAAAACAGGCGAUUGAAAAAUGUCUAAGGUAACGUUUAAAAUCACGCUUACAUCGGACCCCCGGCUACCUUAUAAAGUAUUGAGCGUGCCAGAAAGUACGCCGUUCACAGCCGUUUUAAAGUUUGCGGCAGAAGAGUUCAAAGUACCAGCAGCGACCAGUGCCAUUAUUACAAAUGAUGGCAUUGGGAUUAACCCAGCUCAGACAGCAGGAAACGUGUUCCUGAAACACGGCUCGGAGCUCCGGAUCAUUCCCAGAGACAGAGUGGGAAGCUGCUAGCCGCAAACCGCUACGGGAAAGGAGUGGGAAUGGGAUCAUGUCUGACAUUUGCUAAAGAGAACGGAAACAAAAAACACAAAACCCCGUUAUUUAUUUUUUUGGGGCCCUGAAAUGACUCCUCUCGCACGUUGGCAGUUCGGUUCCGUGAUGUGUCGUUACGCUUAGCCGACCUGGACUGACCCCCCACAGGCUGCACAAAGAUACUCCCACACAUUUUUUUUUCGACAUUCAGACAUACACGUACAUGGAGGAGAGGCUGGGGAGAAUGCUUACCAGACACGUUGAAUAUUACAUUUCACGGCCGCCUGUAGCGGCUGGAACGGUUAGAUGGACAGGAGAGCGGCGUAGUUGAACGUGAACGUGUUCAGGUCAAACGCAGCCUGUGAUUGGCCGAGCCAUGGCGUUUGGCGUCUCCCUCCAGAUGUAAAUAAGGAAACCUUUUGGGAAAACCUUGUUGUGACGCCCCAUCACUAUUACACUUGUUUUGUGCUGAAGUUUACUGUCAAAGAGCGUUUUCUGUAUUUACUUUUAACAAGUGGCUUUGGCUUUUCUCUCUUGUCUAACAAACUGAUAGAAUUACUUGUUGCUGGUAGAAAAGCCUGUAUAGUAUUAAACGCUUCUUAACAGCGUCCUAACACGCCAAUUUGUCACAUAAAAAUGGACGUGUAACAAUCAUAGAAACUUAUUCCAGGGUCCCUUCAUUUAAUUUCAGUUAAUGUCAUUAUGAAAAUGUGAUUUUUUUUUGUUCGUUUAAUUUUACGAAAUACAAUUAAACAUUAUGG
This is a messenger RNA of Anguilla anguilla (European eel), 1197 nucleotides long. It is a transcript of the gene ufm1, whose product is annotated as ubiquitin-fold modifier 1. Gene Ontology annotation, biological process: protein K69-linked ufmylation. NCBI's taxonomy places the organism in Eukaryota, Metazoa, Chordata, Actinopteri, Anguilliformes, Anguillidae. Bases 158 to 415 code for a protein of 85 amino acids. The transcript has 6 exons. The record is from RefSeq and is a predicted model, not a curated record. Gene Ontology annotation, cellular component: nucleus; cytoplasm.